AUGGACGCCGUCAGCGUCCCUGACCGAUUCAUGUCCGGGCUUUCGACGACGUCCGUAGUAGACGGUGUGCCAGCCUUCUUCACCCUCGCGGACUUUCCGGAUGUCAGCACGGAAUUCUUCUCACCAUGGUUGAAGUCGCACCGAUUGAUAAAGCAGCGCCUCUUCCGAAAAGACACGGUCAACUUCUCGACGGGCGAAGCCAACGCCUUCUACCAGCCAAUCACGAACACAAUGACUAUCGAAGCCGGCAUCGUGCAGCCGCCGCUUUUCUUCGAGCAUGGAACGGCCGCCCUCAGCUAUGGAGGUCUUGGUCAGGUAGUUGGUCAUGAGAUGAUGCACGGAUACGACGUGAAUGGCAUACUCCUGGACGCCCUCGGUAGCCGCAUUCUCAACACGGACAGUCUGUCCGCACAAGAGUACCAGCAAAGGGUGCUCUGUUUGCGUCAAGCCUACAAGCAGGCAGAGUCGGAAAGAGCCAUGGUCCUGGUUGACGACAAGGCCGACUCUGAGGGCUUCGCGGACUUCACGGGCCUCCAGCUGGCGUACUCGGCCUACAGGCGCCUUCAGCCUCGUGAGCGACUGGCCGUGGUGCCUGACGUGGGGCUCACCGCCGAGCAGACUUUCUUCGUGGCGCACUGCCUGAAGUGGUGCGACCUGAUCGCCAAGAGGCGACCCACGAGCCGCUACUGGCCCGGCCACUCUCGCUGCAUUGUGCCACUGCGAAACAUGCCCGAGUUUGCGGCCGCGUUCUCCUGCUCUAAAGGGGCGCCCAUGAACCCCAAGUCGAAAUGCUCGUUUUGGGCGUAG
Molecule: messenger RNA, 807 nt
Organism: Rhipicephalus microplus (southern cattle tick)
Lineage: Eukaryota; Metazoa; Arthropoda; Arachnida; Ixodida; Ixodidae
Product: neprilysin-1
Biological process (GO): protein processing
Cellular component (GO): plasma membrane
Molecular function (GO): metalloendopeptidase activity
Source: RefSeq, a predicted model, not a curated record